ACACCGUCAACGAGACCACUACAAGUGCACCGGCCACACACAGCAGCAACGAGACAACUACAAGUGCACCGAUCACACACACCGUCAACGAGACAACUACAAGUGCACCGAUCACACACACCGUCAAUGAGACAACUACAAGUGCACCAAUUACACACACCGUCAACGAGACAACUACGAGUGCACCGAUCACACACACCAGCAACGAGACCACUGCAAGUGCACCAAUCACACACACUAGCAACGAGACAACUACAAAUGCACCGAUCACACACACCAACAACGAGACAACUACAAGUGCACCGAUCACACAUACCAGCAACGAAACAACUGCAAGUGCACUGGUCACACACACCAGCAACGAGACCACUACGAGUGCACCGAUCACACACACCAGUAACGAGACAACUACGAGUGCACCAAUCACACAUACCAGCAACGAGACCACUACAAAUGCACCGAUCACACACACCAGUAACGAGACAACUACAAGUGCACCGAUCACACAUACCAGCAGUGAAACAACUACAAGUGCACCGAUCACACAUACCAGCAACGAGACAACUACGAGUGCGCUGAUAACACACACCGUCAACGAGACCACUACAAGUGAACCAAUUACACACACCGUCAACGAGACAACAACAAGUGCACCGAUCACACACACCGUCAACGAGACAACUACAAGUGCACUGAUCACACACACCAACAAUGAGACCACUACAAGUGUACCAAUCACACACACUAGUAACGAGACAACUACGAGUGCACCGAUCACACACACCAGCAAUGAGACAACUACAAGUGCACCAAUCACACACACCAGCAACGAGACAACUACAAGUGCACCAAUCACACACACCGUCAAUGAGACAACUACAAGUGCACCAAUCACACACACCGUCAACGAGACCACGACGAGUGCACCGAUCACACACACCAGCAACAUGACGACUACGAUUGCACCGAUCACACACACCGUCAACGAGACAACUAUAAGUGCACCGAUCACACACACCAACAACGAGACCACUACAAAUGCACCGAUCACACACACCAUCAACGAGACCACUACAAGUGCACCGAUCACACACACCGUCAACGAGACCACUACAAGUGCACCAAUUACACACACCGUCAACGAGACAACUACAAGUGCACCGAUCACACACACUGUCAACGAGACAACUACGAGUGCACCGAUCACACACACCAACAAUGAGACAACUACAAGUGCACCGAUCACAAACACCGUCAAUGAGACAACUACAAAUGCACCAAUCACACACACUGUCAACGAGACCACUACAAGUGCACCAAUCACACACACCAGCAACACGACAACUACGAGUGCACCGAUCACACACACCAACAACGAGACCACUACAAGUGCACCAAUUACACACACCGUCAACGAGACAACUACAAGUGCACCGAUCACAAACACUGUCAAUGAGACCACUACAAGUGCACCAAUUACACACACCGUCAACGAGACAACUACAAGUGCGCCGAUCACACACACCGUCAAUGAGACAACUACAAGUGCACCAAUUACACACACCAGCAACGAGACAACUUCAAGUGCGCCAAUCACACACACCAACAACGAGACAACUACAAGUGCACCGAUCACAAACACCGUCAACGAGACAACUACAAGUGCACCAAUCACACACACCGUCAACGAGACCACUACAAGUGUACCGAUCACACACACCAACAACGAGACAACUACAAGUGCACCGAUCACAAACACUGUCAAUGAGACAACUACAAGUGCACCAAUCACACACACCAUCAACGAGACCACUACGAGUGCACCGAUCACACACACCAGCAAUACGACGACUACGAGUGCACCGAUCACACACACCAACGAGACCACUACAAGUGCGCCAAUUACACACACUGUCAACGAGACAACUACAAGUGCACCGAUCACACACACCAUCAACGAGACCACUACAAGUGCACCAAUUACACACACCGUCAACGAGACCACUACAAGUGCACCGAUCACACACACCGUCAAUGAGACAACUACAAGUGCACCAAUCACACACACCGUCAACGAGACCAUCACAACAAUAACCACUUCAGCUGUUCUAACUACAACUACACUAACAAACUCUACUAACCCCUCUCCUGAGACUCCUGCAUCCACCACCACACCCCUAUCCUCCGCUGUCACCACACACACAACACUCACAGCUGGAACCCCUUCCUCUUCACCUACCUCCAUCUCCACCUCCAGUUCACUCCCUACAAAUACCUCCCCAGGCAGUAGCACCGCAUCCCCCACUGGAAAUACCACCACCCCUAGUCCCUCAACAACCACCUCAGGAGUUACUGGCCACACCACUUUGACUCAUUCAACUGAAACAGCUAAUGGCACUACAACAGCCUCAUCCACCACCACACCAACCUCCGCCACUACUAUCUCUACUGGUACCACCAUCACUGGAACCACCCUGCGACCAACAGACAUCACCACCAAAAAUGCUACCACCACUCCAGCCCCCAACACCACCAUCACUACUGGCACUACCAUUACUACUGGUACAACCCUACGACCAACAGACGUCACUAGCAAAAAUACUACCACCACUCCAGCCCCCAUCACCACCAUCACUACCGGUACCACCAUCACUGGUACCACCCUGCGACCAACAGACAUCACCACCAAAAAUGCUACCACCACCACUUCAGCCCCCAACACCACCAUCACUACUGGUACCACCAUACGACCAACAGAUAUCACUACCAAAAAUACUACCACCACUCCAGCCCCCAUCAUCACCACCACCAUUACUACUGGUACCACUAUCACUACUGGUACGACCCUGCGACCAACAGACAUCACCACCAACUCCACCACAGCAGCCCCACCCAUCCCUCCAGCCAUAGUGUGCCCUGCCAUCCCAUGCCCUCUUGAAAGCGUCUGUCUUAACGGUACUUGCCAGUGUAUCACCGGUAGCUUUCUGGUGGAUGGCCAAUGUGAACGCGCCCAAGUGUUCCCCGGCCAGCUUCAUAUCACCUCCUUGGAAUUUGAAAAAGGAAUGAGCGACAGGUCCUCAGAAAUAUUCCGGAAGACAGCAGCAGAGAUCUCAGCAGCGCUCAGAGAUGCCCUCAAGAAUGAGCCGGGGUAUAAACAAUCUGAUGUUGUGCAACUUCAACCAGGAAGUGUCCAAGCAACUGUAAAUAACAUCUUUGAAAACACCAGCUCCACCCAAGAGUCUGUCGAUCAGGCCAUUAAUAAGGCUAUAGCCACCUCAACAAAUGAACUGUUUGCUAAUGCUACGUUUACAAGUACAAACCUGUGUGCACAGGAGCCAUUUCCCUGUGAUGUCUCCACCACAAUGUGCACAGAUAUAAAAGGCCGGGCUGUGUGUUCCUGCAAAGAGGGCUACAUCUCCAUCCUGUACUCAAACACCAGCUGCAAAGCAUGUCCAAGCGGGCAGAGGGCAGUAGGGGACACGUGUCAACCAUGUGCGUUUGGAUAUGCUGGCUUCAACUGCAAUGACUCGGCUCUGCUGGCAGUUGUGGUCAUCUCCUGUGUACUCGGAGGAAUUCUUCUGAUCAUUGUCCUGGCUUUGCUCAUAUACUGCUGCUGGAGGGGAUGCUCAAGGAGCAAGGCAGACUACAGCAGCAGUCCUUACUCAUCAGGUGACGUGAGCCAGCCCUGGCCCACUGGCAUCACCCCCAUCCCCCGCGCCACAACUAACUUUGACGCAGCUACUCCCAUAGAGAUGACAGAAGGGGGCAGCACUCAUGUCCUGGUGGACAAAAAGCAUCAAACCAAUGGCUCGUCGGGAUCAUACGAUCUCAACCCAGAAGGAAUGAACACCUUCAAAGGUAAAAAUCCAUCCCGUUACUCCUAUCUGGUCCAAGGCCACGAGAACCCCUACUUCUUACCAGGAGACGACAGGAACUGAACUCAUGAAACCCAUGCAGAAAUGAAGAGCAUGGUAUCAAAAAGAAGCCACACACAUUAGAAACUCUGGGUCUACAGGCACACUUCCUGAGCAGGACCAGGUUAUUUAUACUUUUUUGAACUGGCUUGGAUUAAAGACAAAUAACAAAGGACUUUUUUUUAUCUGGGAAACAGCCACCAAAGAGAUUCACUCAUACGAGCAAGAACAUUUAACCAUUUUUUUUAAGUGAGAUUGUGUCUGUAAAUGUUGCUGAUCAUAACCAGUAGAUGUCCCUGUUGCUCAGUGUAAUUCUUCUAUUGUCUUACAAGAUACUUCUGACUUUUUUAAAUUCUUUUAAGAAAUCAUCCCGUAGUCUUUUUAAAAUGAAGCUUCUUACGUUGCUAAUUGCACUAAAGUGUGUGUUAAGUUUACCUCCAGUUUUCCUCUGAAACCAAAGGUAAACUGAAUGUAGGCUUUCAGGGGCUAAUAGAUAUUUUUCUUAUGGGUAUAAUUAUUUUUUAGAAGAAUAAAUCUUGUACGACUAAAGGGGCUGGAUCCCUGGUUGGGAUAUUUUCUAAAGGGAUUUAUAUCGUAGCUGAGAGCUCUGUAUGUGUCGACGCUGCACUUGCAGAAUGUGCCUGUUUUAAUCGUCUGUUUGACAAACAGGAAACAUGUAAAGCUGGUGAUAAAGCCUGUCUCCUGGAUGUGCCAAUUAUCACUUGUAUACAUUUCUUUUUUUGAAAACUCUUAUAUAUAUUUAUCCUCAUGUGUCUGAGACAGUGCACUAUUUUAUGUGUGUAAAUGUUUUGUAAAUAAUUGAAGAUCUUUUGGCAGAGCAUGUGUCUGUGUAUAUAUAUAUAUAUGCAAUGGAAAU
Molecule: messenger RNA, 4791 nt
Organism: Epinephelus moara (kelp grouper)
Lineage: Eukaryota; Metazoa; Chordata; Actinopteri; Perciformes; Serranidae
Exons: 12
Coding region: 948-3938 (996 amino acids)
Biological process (GO): cell-cell junction assembly
Source: RefSeq, a predicted model, not a curated record